Brassica rapa (field mustard) is the source of this 2969-nucleotide messenger RNA. Its product is annotated as synaptotagmin-2. NCBI's taxonomy places the organism in Eukaryota, Viridiplantae, Streptophyta, Magnoliopsida, Brassicales, Brassicaceae. Gene Ontology annotation, molecular function: lipid binding. Gene Ontology annotation, cellular component: endoplasmic reticulum. The record is from RefSeq and is a predicted model, not a curated record.
GUCGGCAAUUUUAGUCACGACUUAUCAAUAGAUCAUAUAUAUAAGAAGAAAAAAAGAUGUUGACAAAAAAAAGUAGAAAAAAAAAAGAUUUUUCACAAACUUUAAAGAUUGAUAUAUGAAGCUUUGGUCCAUGAAGAGUUGAUAUGCUUUUAACAGUUCCUACACCAUAAAAGUUCAAGCACUCAAACCUGGUAUUAACCAGAGGUAUGGGGUAGUUUAAUAGUAAAUUAAGAAGGUUUGUUCAUUCGUAUUAUAGAUGCAAAAUUUCUUUAAUUAAUAAAUUUUUUGGAGCUUUAGAUCAAAUCUCUAUGGACAUAAGUUACAUACCAUAUUAACAUUUGUUUAAAUUGCUGACGUAUAACAAGGAUAAAUUCUAAACAAACAAGCAGUAUAGUAGACAAGAAAAGAAAAAAUAUUACACAUAAAUAUAUAGAUUAAGCAAGAAAAUGGGAAACGAGAAGUUGAAGCAAAGGUAUGAUAAAAUGGACAGCAAAAAUCCUUAUUUGUCGAUCGAUUCCACUGAAACUGUAAAGUCCAGCCAAACAAAUGGACGUUACAGGGAGACUCCGUACAUAACGCUCUUGAAAGUUUCUUCUGUGAUUAAUUUCUCUCAAGUGAAGAAAAAUAGUAAUGUGUCUGUGUUUUUUUUUUUGUGAUUUCACUUUUAUAACGUAAAUGCACAGCUAAAUCAAUAUUAUUUAUUAACACUAUAAUACCCCCUCCAUCAAUGUGAUCUCCUCUUUUUCGAUUUCAUUUUGUUGUAGUUUUAAGUAAAGAGUUUCUUUCUUUUUUUAUCUCCAGAAGAUUUGGAUUUUGAAUGAGAUAUGGGAAUAAUCAGCACAAUAUUGGGUACGAUUGGUUUCGGAUUCGGAACGACGAUCGGAAUCUUGAUCGGUUACUACUUGUUCAUCUAUCACCAAUCUACCGAUGUUCAGGCAUCUUCUAAUCUUCUUCUCAACUCUUUGGUUUAAUUAAUCACUCUUUUUUUGUUUGUUUAGUACAUCUAUUAUACUAACAAUUUUUUGCAUGCAUGCAUGAUGUUCUUAUUGGAUCAUAAAGAAACGUUCUUAUUGUUUUCUAUUUAUUUAUUUAUAAAAUUGUUUAUCACUGAUCAGGAUCCUGAGAUAAAGCCAUUGAUGGAGUUAGAUUCAGAAGCUAUAGCAAAAAUGUUCCCUGAAAUACCUUUGUGGGUGAAAAAUCCAGAUUUUGAUCGUAUUGACUGGCUUAACAAGCUCAUUGGCUAUAUGUGGCCUUAUCUAGACAAGGCUAUUUCUAAUAUGGCAAAGUCUAUUGCAAAACCAAUUAUUGCUGAACAAAUUCCAAACUACAAAAUAGAUUCAGUUGAAUUUGAAAUGCUCACUUUGGGUUCACUACCACCAACUUUCCAAGGAAUGAAAGUUUAUGCAACUGAUGACAAAGAGCUAAUCAUGGAGUUGUCAGUAAAGUGGGCUGGGAAUCCCAAUAUACUUGUUGCAGCUAAAGCAUUUGGGUUAAAAGUCACUGUCCAGGUGGUUGAUUUGCAAGUCUAUGCUACACCAAGGAUUACUCUGAAACCAUUGGUUCCAUCCUUCCCUUGUUUUGCCAACAUAUUUGUCUCCCUUAUGGAUAAGCCACAAGUAGAUUUUGGACUGAAGCUACUAGGUGCAGAUGUAAUGGCAAUCCCUGGCUUGUACGGAUUUGUCCAGGAACUCAUUAAAGAUCAGGUUGCAAACAUGUACCUAUGGCCAAAGACUUUGUGUGUACAGAUAAUGGAUCCUUCUACUGCAAUGAAGAAGCCUGUUGGAUUGCUUAACGUGAACGUCAUAAAAGCAAUAAAGCUCAAGAAGAAAGACUUUCUCGGUGGAUCAGACCCUUAUGUGAAACUAACACUCUCUGGAGACAGAGUUCCUGGUAAAAAGACAGUUGUUAAACACAGCAAUCUAAACCCUGAAUGGAACGAAGAAUUCGAUUUAGUUGUCAAAGAUCCAGAGAACCAAGUAUUGCAUCUCAUUGUUUAUGACUGGGAACAGGUUGGUAAACAUGAUAAGAUAGGAAUGAAUGUGAUUCCACUUAAAGACCUAACUCCAGAGGAGCCAAAACUCAUUACACUCGAGCUGUUGAAAUCCAUGGAACCAAACGAGCCAGUUAGCGAGAAAUCGCGUGGACAGCUCGUGGUGGAAGUGGAGUAUAAACCCUUUAAAGAAGAUAACAUACCAGACAACUUAGACGAUCCAAAUGCGGUAGAGAAAGCACCAGAAGGAACGCCUUCAGGUGGUGGGUUGCUUGUGGUUAUUGUUCAUGAAGCUGAAGAUUUAGAAGGCAAAUACCACACUAAUCCUUACGUUCGUUUGCUGUUUAGAGGAGAAGAGCGUAAAACAAAGCGUGUGAAGAAGAACAGAGAGCCAAGAUGGGAUGAAGAUUUUCAGUUUCCGUUAGAUGAGCCUCCCAUAAACGAUAAGCUUCAUGUUGAAGUCAUAAGUACUUCUUCACGAAUGGGCUUGAUUCAGUCUAAGGAAGCUCUUGGGUACGUAGUGAUUAAUCUUGCUGAUGUGGUGAGUAAUCGGAGAAUCAACGAUAAGUAUCAUCUGAUUGAUUCGAAGAAUGGCCGGGUUCAGAUUGAGCUUCAGUGGAGAACUUCUUCUUGAGACCAGAGGUUUGGGUGUUUCUUCUCCUAGGGUUCAAGAAAGAACACUUGUUUGGUUUCGAGUUCCUUGCACUGUACGUAAAGUCUCUAGAUUAACUAUUGUUUUGCUGCUUGUUGCUAUCAUUUGAUUUUAAGCAUAAUGGGCUUAUAUAAACAUAAUGGACCAUAUGUUAACCAUAGUUCAAAUGAAUAUCAUGAAAAUUACCUGGCCAAUGAACGUUCUGAUUUAUCUUGAAGCUUAUUGAAAAAAUGAGAAUAGCGAUCACGUUUAAGUUUUGCAAAUUCAUGUUUUUGUUAAUGGUUUGCAGAGUAUGGUUAUUAGUAUAACGAUUAUUAUAUAAAUAUU